Messenger RNA from Lethenteron reissneri (Far Eastern brook lamprey), 2577 nucleotides. It is a transcript of the gene TYMP, whose product is annotated as thymidine phosphorylase. Gene Ontology annotation, molecular function: 1,4-alpha-oligoglucan phosphorylase activity; pyrimidine-nucleoside phosphorylase activity. Gene Ontology annotation, cellular component: cytosol. The record is from RefSeq and is a predicted model, not a curated record. Lineage: Eukaryota; Metazoa; Chordata; Hyperoartia; Petromyzontiformes; Petromyzontidae. Gene Ontology annotation, biological process: pyrimidine nucleoside metabolic process; pyrimidine nucleobase metabolic process.
GUUCACCGUCGUCGUCAGCCAGUGUCUAUCCACUGCUGGAUGAUCAUCACCUCGACCACACGCCUUGUGGUGCUUAUUUGGCCAUACUUUGCCACGCUGUGCUGUGCGCUGUGCGGAGAAGUGCGGUUAACCUUGAGCUUACAACUCGACUCACAGAAGCUUGUCCUCUCAAACUGCUGACCACCACGACACCGAAGAGAUGGCUGCGGCUCCUCAGAUCCCCGAGAUUAUCCGCAUUAAACGGGACGGCGGUGUCCUGAAGGACGCGGACAUCGAGUUCUUUGUUCAAGGAGUGGCGAAGGGAACCAUACAGGACAGCCAAAUCGGAGCAAUGCUCAUGGCGAUACGGCUGCAAGGGAUGAACGCAAGUGAGACCGCGGUGCUGACGCGUGCAAUGCUGAGCUCAGGAGAACGCCUGCCGUGGCCCAAGGAGUGGCACGGGCUGGUGGUGGACAAACAUUCCACCGGUGGGGUCGGUGACAAAGUGAGCCUUUCCCUCGCGCCGGCGCUCGCCGCCUGCGGAUGCAAGGUGCCGAUGAUCAGCGGGCGAGGGCUGGCCCACACGGGGGGCACGCUUGACAAGCUCGAGUCCAUCCCAGGGUUCUGUGUGCAGCAGAGUCAGCAACAGAUUCUGCGUAUCUUGGAGACGGUGGGCUGCUGCAUUGUGGGGCAGACAGAGAGUCUGGUUCCUGCAGACAGAAUACUCUACGGGAUCCGUGAUGUGACGUCGACAGUGGACAGCAUCCCGCUAGUGACCGGGUCUAUCAUUUCUAAAAAGGCAUGCGAGAACCUAUCUGCCUUAGUCCUGGAUGUGAAAUUUGGAAAAGCUGCUUUCUACAAGAGUGAAGCUUCCGCUCGGGAACUUGCCAUAUCAAUGGUCGAUGUGGGAACACAAUGUGGUAUUCGCACAAUUGCCGUGCUGAGUAAGAUGGACAAUCCCAUUGGACUCCGGGUUGGCAAUUCCCUGGAGGUGAUGGAGUCUGUAGAAUGCAUGCAGGGCAAAGGUCCAGCUGAUUUGGUACAACUGGUCACCAAGCAAGGUGGCGUGCUGCUGAACGCAAUCGGCAAGGUGGGAUCGGCUGAAGAGGGCGAGGAACGGAUAAGGAGCGUGCUGCUGGAUGGCUCUGCCUUGGCCAAGUUCGAGGCGAUGUUGACGGCGCAGGGUGUCGAGGCAGGCGUCGCUCGCAGGCUUUGCAGGGAUUCUGAUUUUUCUGGGACAAUGAAGCCAGCCAAGUUCUCCACGGAUUUGUCGGUGGAUCAAGAUGGGUUUGUCCAGUCGAUAGAUGCAAUGGCCUUGGCCAUAGUUUUGCAGAAGCUGGGAAUGGGACGUAGUCAGGUGGGCGACCCGGUAAACCACAGCGUCGGCGUCCAGAUCCUCGCUCCCGUGGGACACCGCCUCUCCCGAGAUGAGAAGUGGAUUCGUGUGUUUCACGAGGAGGCGGAGCUUGCGGGCGAGCACGUUGCUGCUCUGCAGGAGUCACUGGACAUCGGACCCGUCCCUUGUGCUCCUAUCACACUCGUCACUGACAUCAUUACAGCAUCGUCAUGAGGCUGAGAGCAGGUGGCAGGAGGUGGUCUUGCUUAGCUGGGUCUAUAUUCAUCUUCUUGGUUCUUUCGGUAAAGUCACAUAGAAUGGAAAUAAUAAAAUAAUAAAAAUAAAACAUAAUAAAAUUAUUCUCACGACGUUUCGGCCACAACGCAAGCAGCCGUCCUCAGGCGGAGAGCAAGUCUGUCGAGUAGACAGAGUCUAUGAUGUUUUAUUUUUAUUAUUUUGUUAUUUCCAUUCUACGUGACUUUACCGAAAGAACCAAGAAGAUGAAUCCCUGUAGUCACGAAAGCUUUAAAUCGAAAUUUGGGUCUAUAUUGUUUAGCUAUGCAGCCUAUGGCAUUAAAUAUGGCUUUGAACUAGUUUUUCUAAAACUAUGCCCUUUAUAUACAGUUGGAGAAGCACAGGGGAUGCCUGGGGCAGUGCAGAUCUCACUUGCCACUGAUGUUAACCGUGGCUUGGAAUGGAACGUAAGUCACCAUGUUCAUAGAGCAGUUCAUUAACCCACAGUGUGCUACCACUCCACUCCCAGUAAGUUUGUAUUACUGUCUAAUGUACUGGACAAUCUUAUUGACAUACCUCAGAGUGGUCAAGGUAGAGUUGAACGAUUGUAAAGUCACAGGUGACAUGUGUAUAUGGUUUAUAUGGGUGGUACAAGCAUUGCAGCAGCAGAUGAUGAUGUAUAAACACUGCAUUGAGCUAAAAAUUAACUUUCACCACACAUUACCGCAGGCAUCUUCAGAGCAGAUUCUUCAGAGAAGAUGCCCGCAGGAGUGCGUAGUGAAAGCUCGAGAGAUGUAAUGUUUGACAUGCAGCAGCUCAACGUGGAAGAACACAACACUUUGAUUAUGAGUGACUGUGAAAAUCUACGUGCUAAUCAUACAACAUGUUAAUCAUUUAAUACUGCCAUGGGCGGUGGUCUCACCACACCUACAUUUACAAUGAGAUUCCACUGCCAACAAUGAUUCCCUUUUACGAGGUAUGAUCGAAUAUAUGUGACAGUGAAAUAAAGCUGUAACUUAUAACGUGAA